AUGGCUCCCACUACGCUGCAGCCGUUGACAUUCAAUGACCCUGGCGACCUCCGAAUCGUCCUCGUGCCAACCUCUGACGAUGGCGACACCGUUUCAGAACACCCACCUUCGGUGGUUAACCACCGGUUUUCGACCGAUAGCUACAGGUCCUACAAGGCACCAAACCAAGACAUCCCGACACACCCCGUCCCGGCUAUGCAAGAAGCCUUCGCCGAGUCUUUGGACGAAGUCACCAGUGGUGGCGAUGGGCCCGGUAAACCUAAACUAAGAGAUCUCGACGCACAGGGGCGUCGAGCGAGGCUACUUGAGCAAGACGCCGAGGAUGAGCCUUACGACACGACAUGGCGUUAUCGGCCGGGCCAGCAACAGCACGAAAUGUACAAGCUCAUUUCGCAAAUCACGUUUGGCGUCUACCUCCUUCUCAACAGCCUGGCUGCCGACAAUGGACAGGUCGUGACAAUUCUUCAGGGGCAUAUCGAUGAGGUGGACGAGUUUCUUGAGGUGAUGCUUGAGGACUUUGCCCAGGCUCACAAGGACCUCACAGAGCGUAUUGCCCAUCUUCAACUCCCCAUGGCCAACAGGCAGGCUUUUGAGGGUAUGCUCGAGGAUCGCAACUUUCGAGCCCAGAUUCUGUCAGGGAACGAAAAGAUUGACCACAUUCUCGCCCGGACCAACGCCGCCAUGAAGCAGUGGGACGACGAUAUCGAUGCUGGCCUCCGAUCGAGCGAGGCAUUCAUGGAAUGGCUCAAUGAGCACAAGGACACCAAGUGGCCAGACUCUGAACCAGAUCUGAACAGCAUUUUUCUAGCCAUGAAGGGCAAUGCCGACGGCUGGCUCAACGCAUUUGACGAAUUGAACAAUCAGGCGCAGGAUCUAAACGGCUUGAUCAUCAAGCUCAUGACCAUUGUGGCCGAGAUGGAAAAGACGGCCGGCGAGGUCAGCCGUAAAACUUGGGCAACAAUUCCACCCUUUUCCUUGCCCGUGAAUGCUCCUCGUGACUCAACAGCAAGCUCCUCCUCACCGUCGAUCAAAUCGGAUCCCAAGUCCACACCUGUGGCUAGCAUUCGCAGCUCCAAGUCGACUACAACCCUCCCGGCUGCCAGCCUCAAAGCUAAAGACCCCGAAGUCAAUACUCUCAACGACGUCAGCACUCUUAGCGACUUUCCUCUGCCAGGGGCAGCACCUUUGCUACCACCAACUCGAUUCACCCCUCGUCCAUCACCAAACCUCAGUACCUCGUCCUCCUCUUCUGGACCCCAUCUCAGCGCUUCGUCACCCGUAUCGUCUGGUGCUACCACCCCUAAGGCGUCUGUCACGGAGGAAAAGCAGGAGGAACCCGAGGCCGGUGACGAUCUUGGCGGACUUAACGAUGGACCGUUGUUCAUCCUUCAGCCACGAACCUACACGCCGCAACCGCCUGCCACACCCGUGACGCCUGUGGUUAAGAGCCCUGAAUCACCCAAAUUUGAAGAACAAUUCCAAAGGCAGACUCUUACACAGCCUAUCCGAGAACCUGUAGGACUUGCACAGCCCGUUCGGGAAUCAACAGGAUAUGCAGAGCCUGUCCGGGAGUCGGUAGGAUUUACACAGUCUGUCCGGGAAUCAGUGGGAUUGGAGAAGAGGACAUCUUUGCGGCAGCGUGUGUCACAGAAAACAACACCGCCCGUAUCUAUCCAAAUUCCUCCAAGGAACACCAUCGAGAUACAGUCAUCGCUGCGGCCAUCUCCUGGAGGCAUAACGCCACGUACCUCGAAAUCGCAAGCUCCCGACUACUCGCAUGCCUCAGAUCUUGAAGCUUACCAGCCUCACCGUCUUCCUCGAGCCACCUCACACGCAGACUUCGGGACUCCUCCUGUGCGUCCUCUCAUGCCCUCGCCUCAUUCUGAACAUCACCAAUUUUAUCAUAAUACGAUUCCUGUCCGUGCAUCACCCCACUCUCCCCUGCAGCAGAGGCCGCAUACUGCAGGUCCGGCCGAUCAGUACCAUCAAUCGGGAUAUUUUCCUGGACACCAACGCAACCAGCCAUCUCGAAUGGGUGCCAUGAGCACGCUAAGCAGUGUGACAACGGCGACUUAUGACGAUGCUGCUACCGUGACAUCGCGGGCUACAACCCAAGCUGGAGGCAAGCGGGUCAAGAAGAAGAAGAGUGCCUUUGGGUGGCUCAAGAAGGCGUUUAGCAUGGACGAGGACGAAAAGGCAGAGUAUGAGGCACGCAGAGCCAUGCAGUACCGCGACAACUACUACGAUGGGCACAGCCCCAAGUUCCUGGACGGAAGGAGAAUUCGAUAACUCGCUGGGAGCGAGUGUCUCUUGGAAACCUACCUAUACUUACCUACCUACCUAUUGGGCCUAACAUGCCGCCCGUUUCACGCAAAGUCGUUUUUGCGAAUUGAUACCCGGCGACAGCCAUCGCCUGAUUUUGCAACAUCAGCCAUCAUCUCAUUAUCAUCUUGGAUCUACUCUCGAUCACAUUUACAAAUCACAUCUCAGCAUGCCUGAUGGCAUAACAUGCUUGGCCUUCUUAGGCAUUCGUUUAUACUUGAAUGCCACAAGUUCUGGGAACAGUAAUUGUUUCUUCCCCAUCUACCUAGCAUAUCAUCUUGGUCAGCCGGCACUGGAGGCGUUUCUGGCUUGGGUUAUACGGUAGCCGACGUUGUUAAUCUACUAUGGCGAUCUUGUUUGUAUGGACCGGAUUAGCUGAAUACUCUUUGGAUUGGACACUGGGGGCGAUGCUGGACAGUAGGCAGCUAUGUAGUGA
Messenger RNA from Fusarium vanettenii 77-13-4, 2758 nucleotides. RefSeq lists its product as uncharacterized. NCBI's taxonomy places the organism in Eukaryota, Fungi, Ascomycota, Sordariomycetes, Hypocreales, Nectriaceae. The transcript is spliced from 2 exons. The coding region runs from base 1 to 2289 and encodes 762 amino acids. The record is from RefSeq and is a predicted model, not a curated record.